This is a messenger RNA of Amborella trichopoda, 4097 nucleotides long. RefSeq names its product ABC transporter B family member 11. Lineage: Eukaryota; Viridiplantae; Streptophyta; Magnoliopsida; Amborellales; Amborellaceae. Gene Ontology annotation, biological process: oligopeptide export from mitochondrion. Gene Ontology annotation, molecular function: ATP hydrolysis activity; ATP binding; ABC-type oligopeptide transporter activity. Gene Ontology annotation, cellular component: plasma membrane; mitochondrial inner membrane. The record is from RefSeq and is a predicted model, not a curated record.
CUUCGAUGGUCGGGGCGACGGUAUCGGACUCUGGCACAAGAGAGAAUGCUGAAGCAUGUGACAAGGAAGAAGGAGAAAAGGGUGUUACCCACAAGAGUGUCCCAUAUUACAAGCUGUUCUCAUUUGCUGAUACCACAGAUAUGGUCUUGAUGGUGGUGGGAUCAAUUGCAGCUAUUGGGAGCGGACUAUCCAUGCCUUCUGUAACCAUAAUAUUUGGUAGGGUGAUUAAUUCAUUUGGGCAGACCCAAGACAUCAGUAAGGUGGUUCAUGCAGUCUCAAUGGUGGCUCUGGACUUUGUUUAUUUGGCCAUUGGAUCUUUUGUCGCAGCACUUCUUCAGGUUUCUUGCUGGAUGAUUGCUGGAGAAAGGCAGGCUGCAAGAAUAAGGAGCUUGUACUUGAGAACCAUAUUGAGGCAGGAUAUGGUUUUCUUUGAUAUGGAGACUUCAACAGGGGAAGUGAUUUCAAGGAUAUCUGGUGAUACCUCUCUCAUUCAAGAUGCCAUGAGUGAGAAGGUGGGCAAGUUCAUCCAACUGGUUUCCACAUUCAUAGGAGGCUUUGCAGUAGCAUUUUUCCAAGGAUGGCUUUUAGCCCUUGUGAUGUUAUCUUCUUUUCCUCCUAUAGCUGUUUGCGGGGCGGCAAUGGCAGUUACCAUAUCUAAAAUGUCGACGCGUGGACAAGCAGCUUACAAUGAGGCUGGGAUUGUAGUGGAGCAGACAAUUAGCUCAAUCAAAACUGUAGCAUCAUUUACUGGGGAGAAGCAAGCAGUAGCAAAAUAUAACAAGUCACUAAGGAAGGCUUACAUGUCUACUGUUCAAGAAGGUUCAGUUGCAGGAGCAGGAUUUGGUGCCCUUCUGUUCUUCUUCUUUGGCAGUUACGCCUUGGCUUUAUGGUUUGGAUGCAAGUUGAUAUUGGAGAAAGGGUAUACGGGUGGCCAAAUCUUCAAUGUUAUAAUGGCAAUCUUGACUGGAGGAUUGUCGCUAGGCCAGGCAUCCCCAUGCAUGGCUGCAUUUGCAGCUGGGCAAGCUGCAGCAUCCAAAAUGCUUGAGACUAUAAAAAGAAAGCCAGUAAUUGAUGCAUAUGAUACAAGUGGCACUAAACUAGAGAAUGUCAAGGGGGAUAUAGAGUUUCGGGAUGUGCAUUUCUGCUACCCGGCAAGACCAGAUGUGCCUAUAUUUGCUGGAUUUUCACUUUGCAUACCAAGUGGACGUACAGUGGCACUAGUUGGAGAAAGUGGGAGUGGGAAAUCAACAAUAAUAAGCUUGAUUGAGAGGUUCUAUGACCCAGAUGCUGGUGAAGUGCUUGUUGAUGGUGUCAACCUGAAGCAUCUGCAGUUGAGAUGGAUUAGAGAAAAGAUUGGGCUAGUAAGCCAGGAACCAGUUCUUUUUGCUUCUAGCAUAAGAGAAAAUAUUGCUUAUGGGAAGGAUGGUGCAACUACUGAAGAAAUAAUGUCUGCAAUCGAGCUUGCCAAUGCUUCCAAAUUCAUCGAAAACAUGCCUCAGGGACUUGAUACAAUGGUUGGAGAGCGUGGGACCCAGUUAUCAGGUGGUCAAAAGCAAAGAGUUGCAAUUGCAAGGGCAAUUCUAAAAAAUCCAAGAAUUUUGCUGCUUGAUGAAGCCACCAGUGCCCUUGAUGCGGAGUCAGAGCGUUUGGUGCAGGAGGCACUUGAUCGAAUCAUGGUCGAUUGCACGACAGUGGUCAUUGCCCAUCGCCUUGCCACAGUGAAGAACUCUGAUACCAUUGUUGUGCUUAACCGAGGAUUGAUCAUAGAAAAAGGUUCCCAUUCAGACUUGCUCAAGAACCAAAAUGGAGCCUAUAGCCAACUCCUCCACCUUCAAGAACUCAACCAAGUUAAACAAGAGGAACAACAGUAUACAGAAGAAUCCUACGAAAAGCCAGACAUAAUAUCUGAAGCCUCUCAGCCUCCAAGCCAGAGGUUUUCUUUGAGCAAAAGGCUAUCUUUUCGGCUAUCCAUGACUCAAAGGUUCUCUUUCCAACGAUCAUCAAGCAGCUCCCGGUCCUUUACACCCCUCGACUUCCAAGAGACAACACUACCGAAGUCCGCCACCACCUUCCAGGAAUGUGGUGAUCCCCAACCUAACGUCUCAUUGGCCCGGCUAGCUCACCUCAACAAGCCCGAGUUCCCCGUGCUAUUUCUUGGUGCAGUUGCAGCUGGUAUCCAUGGUCUCAUACUUCCAGUUUUUGGGCUUCUCUUAUCAAGCAUUCUCCGAGCUUUCUUUGAACCCCCUCAAAAUCUCAAGAAGGAAGCCUCCUCUUGGUCUCUAAUGUUUCUUUUCCUUGGUGUUGGGUCUUUCGUAGUGAGCCCAGUGCAUAGGUAUUUCUUUGCGGUGGCUGGUGGGAAGUUGAUAAGGCGGGUUCGGGCUAUGGCUUUUGAGGCUGUGGUGAGACAAGAGAUGGGGUGGUUUGAUGAGGUCGGAAACACGAGUGCGGAAGUUGCUGCGAGGCUUGAGGCGGAUGCGGCAGGCGUGAGGUCCCUGGUGGGCGAGGCACUCGGGCUUGCCGUGCAGAAUGUGGCCACAGCAGUUGGCGGGGUAGUGAUUGCAUUUUCGGCCUGUUGGCAGCUAGCUCUCCUAAUCCUGGCUUUGUCGCCUUUGGUGGGACUUGAGGGGUGGACACAGAUGAGGUCUAUGAAGGGCUUUAGUGCUGAUGCCAAGGCUAAGUAUGAAGAAGCGAGCCGAGUGGCAAGUGAUGCUGUUGGUAGCAUAAGAACGGUUGCUUCGUUCUGUGCUGAAGAGAAGGUGAUGGAUCUAUUCACAAAGGCAUGUGAAGGUCCUGUGAAGGCCGGUGUUAAGCAAGGGGUGAUAAGUGGCAUCAGUUUUGGAACUUCACUCUUUCUAUUGUAUUGCAUGUAUGCAGUCAGUUUCUAUGUUGGAGCUCAUCUCGUUGAGGAUUCAAAGACGACAUUUGGGAAGGUUUUCAAGGUUUUCUUUGUGCUUACCAUGUCGGCUGUUGGGUUGUCCCAAUCAAGCUCCUGGGCACCAGAAGCUUCCAAGGCGAAGGCUUCUGCUGCUUCCAUUUUUGCAAUUCUCGACCGAAAGUCAAAGAUAGAUUCUAGCGAUGACUCUGGCACAACACUGCCUGUUGUCAAGGGAGAUAUUGAGUUUAAUCAUGUUAGCUUCAAGUACCCAUCAAGACCCAAUGUUCAAAUCUUCACAGACCUGUGCUUAACUAUCGAGUCUGGUAAGACAGUCGCCAUUGUAGGAGAAAGCGGCAGCGGGAAAUCAACCAUCAUCUCACUUCUUGAGAGGUUCUAUGACCCCAACUCGGGCUGCAUCCUCCUCGACCACACCAACAUCCAACAACUUAACCUCCAGUGGCUCCGACAACAAAUGGGUCUCGUGAGCCAAGAACCCGUCCUAUUCAAUGACACGAUCCGAGCCAACAUCGCAUACGGCAAGGAUGGCGAGGCCUCUGAAGUGCAACUGGUUGCGGCCUCCGAAGCUGCCAAUGCCCACACCUUCAUAUCAAGUCUCCCCGAAGGCUACGACACUCGGGUGGGUGAGAGGGGAGCUCAGCUCUCAGGUGGGCAAAAGCAAAGGGUGGCCAUUGCAAGAGCCAUACUUAGGGACCCAAGGGUCUUGCUCUUGGAUGAGGCCACUAGUGCUCUUGAUGUGGAGGCCGAGAAGGUAGUCCAGCAGGCUCUUGAUCGGGUCAUGGUCGGGCGCACCACUAUCGUUGUGGCCCAUCGAUUGUCUACAAUCAAGGGUGCGGAUUCGAUUGUUGUGUUGAGGGAUGGUGUGGUUGCUGAGAAGGGGAGGCAUGAGGAGUUGAAAGGGGUGCAAGGUGGGGCUUAUGCCUCCUUGGUUGCGCUUCAUGUGACCUAGGGUGCACAGUUGUUGCAACCCUCGUGGUUAUUCUUGGCUAUGAAGUAUGAACCGGGGUGGUUUGAAAUUUUCACGAGGCAGGUGAAAUCGACGAUUUGUUUUGGGUGAAAUUUACUUCCUAUGCCCAAAUUUAUAGGUGAAGCCCAAAGAUUUUAUGCUCCUCUGAUUAAUUGUUCACUUAAACCAAGUAAUUUUAAAACCUCAACUUACUUAAAAGGAAAAAGAUUAUAUAAUGUUGCAACCUUAAAAUGUAGA